Messenger RNA from Capsella rubella, 1941 nucleotides. Its product is annotated as sugar transport protein 14. Gene Ontology annotation, biological process: monosaccharide transmembrane transport. Lineage: Eukaryota; Viridiplantae; Streptophyta; Magnoliopsida; Brassicales; Brassicaceae. Gene Ontology annotation, molecular function: monosaccharide transmembrane transporter activity. Gene Ontology annotation, cellular component: membrane. The transcript is spliced from 6 exons. The record is from RefSeq and is a predicted model, not a curated record. Bases 282 to 1814 code for a protein of 510 amino acids.
CCCAUUAUAGCUCUCUCCUACUCUCUCUCUCUCAUUCAUACAUGUCAAUAUGUCAUACUGCUUCAUCCCUAAAGCGUAUCAAUUGGUUGAGUUCAUCGGUUUCGUAUGAUCUAUGGAGGAUGGUGUGAUACCAAUUUACAAGCACAAGGUAAGCUACAAAAACAGUAUUUGGUGAAGUGAUCAUCAGCUCAGAUGAUCAAAACGUCUAUGUCAACAUCUUCUACAAAAACUGUAUUGACUUGACUAGAUCAUCAGAACAACGAACUCCAGGUUUUAAAUCCAUGGCCGGCGGAGCUCUUACCGACGAAGGAGUCCUAAAGAGAGCUCAUCUCUAUGAGCAUCGUAUCACUUCUUACUUCAUAUUCGCUUGCAUCGUUGGAUCCAUGGGGGGCUCUCUCUUCGGCUAUGAUCUCGGAGUCUCUGGAGGUGUUACAUCAAUGGACGAUUUCUUGAAAGAGUUCUUCCCAGGAAUUUACAAAAGAAAACAAAUGCAUUUAAACGAAACGGAUUACUGCAAAUACGACAAUCAAAUCCUCACACUCUUUACCUCGUCUCUCUAUUUCGCCGGUUUAAUUUCAACUUUUGGAGCUUCUUAUGUCACCCGAAUCUACGGCAGGAGAGGAAGCAUCCUCGUUGGCUCCGUCAGCUUCUUCCUCGGAGGAGUUAUCAAUGCUGCCGCGAAAAACAUCCCCAUGUUGAUCGUUGGUCGAAUCUUCCUUGGCAUAGGCAUUGGAUUCGGAAACCAGGCCGUUCCACUAUACCUCUCAGAGAUGGCUCCGGCGAAGAUUCGAGGAACCGUGAAUCAGCUUUUCCAGCUAACAACUUGCAUCGGCAUUUUAGUGGCUAAUUUGAUAAACUACAAAACAGAGCAAAUACAUCCAUGGGGAUGGAGACUCUCUCUCGGUCUCGCCACCGUCCCAGCUAUACUUAUGUUCCUAGGCGGACUCGUCUUGCCCGAGACACCAAACAGUCUCGUGGAGCAAGGGAAGCUCGAGAAGGCUAAAGCCGUACUGAUCAAGGUUCGUGGCACGAACAAUAUAGAAGCUGAGUUUCAAGAUCUAGUCGAAGCCAGUGAAGCUGCUAGAGCCGUGAAGAAUCCGUUUCGGAAUCUUCUUGCUCGUAGAAACAGACCGCAGCUAGUGAUCGGAGCAGUUGGGCUACCUGCGUUUCAGCAACUAACCGGAAUGAAUUCGAUUUUGUUUUAUGCUCCGGUUAUGUUUCAGAGCUUAGGGUUUGGUGGUUCCGCGUCACUUAUCUCGUCCACGAUUACAAACGCUGCGCUUGUUGUUGCCGCCAUCAUGUCUAUGUAUUCAGCUGAUAAAUUCGGAAGAAGGUUUCUUCUUCUUGAAGCUAGCGUCGAGAUGUUCUGUUACAUGGUUGUAGUAGGAGUAACACUAGCCUUUAAGUUCGUGGAAGGCAAAGAGCUACCGAAAUCGCUGGGUCUGAUUCUUGUGGUCCUAAUCUGUCUGUUUGUAUUGGCGUACGGUCGGUCAUGGGGUCCAAUGGGAUGGUUAGUGCCAAGCGAGAUUUUCCCAUUAGAGACUCGAUCGGCCGGUCAGAGCGUUGUGGUGUGCGUGAACCUUUUCUUCACGGCUCUAAUCGCGCAGUGCUUCCUCGUGUCGCUGUGCCAUCUCAAAUACGGAAUAUUCCUUGUAUUCGCCGGACUUAUAUUCGGGAUGGGGAGUUUCGUUUACUUUUUGUUGCCGGAGACGAAACAGGUUCCGAUUGAAGAAGUUUAUCUUCUAUGGAGACAGCAUUGGCUUUGGAAGAAAUAUGUCCAAGAUUCUGAUACAAAUGAUCAAUCGAUCGGUUAGUGAAUAAUUUGUAUUUAAUCGAAUUUUCUUGAAGAAGGUUUUGGAUCUUUUAAGGCUUGAAAAUUAUUUGACGAUGAGAUUUGUUUAAUGCUAUGAAUCAUUUGAUCGGAAUUUUUCUUGAUAAUUU